Brettanomyces bruxellensis is the source of this 501-nucleotide messenger RNA. RefSeq lists its product as uncharacterized. The transcript has a single exon. Lineage: Eukaryota; Fungi; Ascomycota; Pichiomycetes; Pichiales; Pichiaceae. Bases 1 to 501 code for a protein of 166 amino acids. The record is from RefSeq and is a predicted model, not a curated record.
AUGUCAUACAACGGGAUCGGAUUACCAACACCAAGAGGAACGGGCACAAACGGGUACAUCCAGCGAAAUCUGGCCAAUGUGUACAAGUCAAAAUCAGGAAAAAGCGAGGGAAAGCAGUUUGCAGAAAGAAGAAGAAUAUUGCAGCAAAAGAAGCAGGCAGAGUUGAGGAAGAAGAAAGCAGAGUUUGUGGAUACCGAGUUGCUGGAGCAUGAAGAAAAACGCAGACUCGAGGUGAAGGUGAUGGAGUAUCGCGAUUAUUUGGAAGACCAGCUGGAAGAAGAAGAAGAAGAAGGUAAUGAAGACGAAAAAAUGCGAGAGAUCGAUUCUAAGGUGGAGAAAUACAGGGAAAAGCUUAUUGCUCGAGCUGAAAAGAGAGGAAACGAUGAGCUGGAAAGGAGGAAAAAAGCCGAAGAACGAGCAGAGAAACUCAAACAUGCCAGCUAUGGCAUUAAAGUAGAUCCAUUUAGUAAGGGAAGCCCGAAGAGCGAUAGUGAAAAAUGA